This is a messenger RNA of Pungitius pungitius (ninespine stickleback), 1544 nucleotides long. RefSeq names its product nudix (nucleoside diphosphate linked moiety X)-type motif 18 (gene nudt18). NCBI's taxonomy places the organism in Eukaryota, Metazoa, Chordata, Actinopteri, Perciformes, Gasterosteidae. The record is from RefSeq and is a predicted model, not a curated record. The coding region runs from base 87 to 1094 and encodes 335 amino acids. Gene Ontology annotation, molecular function: magnesium ion binding; 8-oxo-dGDP phosphatase activity; 8-oxo-GDP phosphatase activity. The transcript has 7 exons.
CUCCGAGGUGUCAAAUGUCAAAACAGAGCAGCAGCAGCUGGGAGUCACUGGAAGGAGGCUGAACGCGGCCGGGUCUCCCUGAAGACAUGGAGGUGACGGAGGAGCAGCUGGAGGAGCAGGUGGAGAGGCUGCUGAGCGGUCAGGGGUCAGAGGUCAUAGGGUGCGACCUGGGCCUGGAGCAGAGCAAGCCGGCGUCCCUGAGGAAGACCGUCACCUACAUCGUGUGCGCCGUCAUCUUCAACGAGAAGGAGGAGGUGUUGAUGGUGCAGGAGGCCAAGCAGGACUGUUACAAACAGUGGUACCUGCCCGCGGGGAGGGUGGAGGUAGGGGAGAGCCUGGAGGAGGCGCUGAGGAGGGAGGUGAAGGAGGAGGCGGGCUUUGACUGCGAGCCGGUCUCCUUGGUGCUGAUCCAGGAGCAGGGCCCGCAGUGGAUCCGCUUCAUCUUCCUCGCCAACGUCACAGGCGGGAGUCUGAAGAACCUGUCGGCUGCAGAUAAGGAGUCUCUUCAGGCGUCCUGGUGGGACAGACAGUCCGUCCUGCCUCUGCGAGGACGGGACAUCCUUCGCCUCAUCGACUGCGGACUCAAGUACCGGCGGGAUCCCGGGCAUCCCGCCACGCUGCCCGUGGACCUGAGCUGCCGCCACGUGGUGCAGAGACUGGUCCUGGUCUUCACCGGCGCCGAGGAGCAGAUCUGGAUCCUGAUCAUCAGAGACCCGGCGCUCCACCUCCCCACGGCCGCGGCGCUGAAGACGCACGCGGUGACGUGGGCCGCCAACAUGGUGGUGCGGGACGCCGUGCCGUCGGCGUACUGCGACCACGACGUCAACACGCUGGGCGCCUUCAGCCUGCAGCACAACGGGCGCCAGCACGGCAGGACGGACGGCGUGUGCUUCAACACGCUGGUGGUGCUGGCGCCGGACCACGUCAGGCGCAACGAGGACGGCGAGAAGGUGGAGCGCCCGGAGACGGGGCGGCCCCCGCCCGUGGAGAACCCCCGCUACGCGUGGCACCAGGUGCAGGGACGGACUCUGAGGGAGAAGCUGCUGGAGAAGACCAGGAACACCUCCAUCUUACCCGUGCACAGCCUGUACUGACCCCCCCCUCACGGGGCUCUUAUUGUGAAGGGACAGUGUGGAGAGUUUAACAGUGAAGCUCGUUGGUCAGCGUGUGACGGACAAAGGAGCUUUGAUUCUGCAAAGUCAAUGUGAAAAUAGACGCUUCAGAAAAUAUCUCCAAAUAUUUAUUUUUGUUACAUUUAUUGAUUUUAGAUGAAUUGUAUAAUAUGUUCAAGUUGGGAAAACACGUCUUAAUUAAUUAACAUACUUAUUAUGUGCAGAGUUGAAAGAUGUAACUCAACUCCUUUAUUGUAAAGAAACCAUCGUAUAUAUGAAUAUAUAUAUAUAAUAUAUGUGUGUGUGUGUGUUUGACAGAAGGAAGCUAAUAUUAAUCAGAUUAAAUAUUUUCUGAAUGUUCACUGUGUUGAACUUUUGAUUGACAGGAAAUAUAAUCAAACUACUAAAUAAAUGAAAACAACUCAACUGUGA